UCUCAAAGUUAUUAAUUUUACCUUUCAAUUUGAACGAAGUGACCAAAUUAAAACUGAAUUUAAGGUGUAGAGUCUAAAUUAUUUAAUUUAAAUUAAAAAAUAAAAAUGAAAUUUAAAUCAAUAAAUUAAAAAUGUAAUUUCCCCUAAUACUAAUUAAGAAAGUUGUUGGUGGAAUGAUGGUGGAAAUAGUGGUGAUCACGACAUGAUAAUUCCAUUCUUGGGAACUCAAGCAUGGAUUAGAGCUCUCAAUUAUUCCAUUGUUGAUGAGUGGCGUUCAUGGUGGGUCCAAGGCCAAGUUGCGGGUUAUACAAGGACUUAUUCAAAUCGGAUGACAUUUGCUACGGUCAAGGGAGCAGGACAUACGGCUCUAGAGUACAAGCCUACUGAAUGUUAUACUAUGUUAGAAAGAUGGAUUUCUAAUCAACCUCUAUGAUCAAUCUUUAUCUUAUCCAAAUAGGUGUGCCAAAACCCAAAAGUAUGAUCACUUUGAUGCUGCCAAAACUCUAAUAUGAGACAUGGUCUUGUCAAUUGAUACAGUUAUUUUUAUACGAACAACUUUUUUUAAGGAUGCAGUGUUUGUUAUUUUUCUAUGACAAAGUGAUCACUAGCUUCUGGUGGAUCUAGAAAUAAAAUAAGGUACUCAAGUUAGAGGUCUACAUUUAAUGUGACCUAUCUAUUCACUACAUCGCCACUAGUCGCCACCCUCGGUCCCCAAUGACUUUUCUGACUAAUUUUAUGGCCAUGACAAUUUUUUAACGCUUGUUCUUAUCAACAAAACUGUUACUAAGCUUGGGUUUCAUCCUUGUAAUAGUGUGAGCCAAGUAAAAUAUCCGCACAAUCUACAAACAAGAC
This is a messenger RNA of Camellia sinensis, 852 nucleotides long. The record is from RefSeq and is a predicted model, not a curated record. NCBI's taxonomy places the organism in Eukaryota, Viridiplantae, Streptophyta, Magnoliopsida, Ericales, Theaceae.